AUGCAUGUUGCUAAGCCUUUCGCCCUCCUCCUUGUCAAUCUUGCUGUCGCAAAUGCCACAGGAUGUGGUGACGCUCAAGCCUGCAUUGGGACAGAGACUUGCAUCACCGUCACCCGGACAGCACCGACAAAGACAACCAUAACCACUUGCGCUCCUACACCUACGUGUUUACAGGGUUGUACAUCUGGAGGGGGUACCGAAUUUUGUUGCUCUGGCUACUGCGCGGCUACCAAAUGUAGGCCGACAGACCCGAAGUGGCCGAAUUGCCAGGAGGACAUGGGGUAUUGCGAAUGCGAUUCGGAAUGCUGCUACAACAACAAGUGUGUCGAUAACUUCUGCCGCAAACCUUGA
Molecule: messenger RNA, 351 nt
Organism: Histoplasma mississippiense
Lineage: Eukaryota; Fungi; Ascomycota; Eurotiomycetes; Onygenales; Ajellomycetaceae
Exons: 3
Coding region: 1-351 (116 amino acids)
Source: RefSeq, a predicted model, not a curated record